GACGCCUCCGCCUCCGUCUCCGCCGCCAGCUCGGACUCAUGAUUCCUAUAUGCCCGGUAGUUUCGUUUACCUAUGGGCCUCCUGUCACGGCCCCAACCGCUGCUGCCGCCGCCGCCUCUGGAAUAUCGUCGCCACAGUACCCAGCCGGCUGGGAGAAGAUGCCAAAAUGGCCACCGGCAACUACUUUGGAUUCACCCAUAGCGGGGCUGCUGCUCAAUAUAGGUAGCAGCAUCUGCUUCCAGAGGGUGAAGGCCUGGUUCUGGCAUGUACUAAUACCUCCGUCAGUGGCUGAGUCCCUAGCAAUGCCACCCAGAUGCCAGCAGCCAGCUUCGGGUGUAGCCUAUUCCCAUCCAACUACGGUUGCUAGCUACACUGUCCACCAGGCACCAGUUGCUGCACACACAGUUACUGCAGCCUAUGCUCCAGCAGCAGCUACAGUUGCAGUAGCCAGGCCUGCUCCAGUGGCUGUUGCAGCUGCUGCAACAGCUGCUGCAUAUGGAGGCUAUCCUACAGCGCACGCAGCUACAGAUUAUGGUUAUACACAGAGGCAACAAGAAGCACCACCACCACCACCUCCUGUCACUACGCAGAAUUACCAGGAUUCCUAUUCUUAUGUUCGAUCUACUGCCCCAGCUGUAGCUUAUGACAGCAAACAAUACUAUCAACAGCCGACAGCAACUGCUGCAGCUGUGGCUGCUGCUGCCCAGCCUCAACCUUCAGUAGCUGAAUCAUACUACCAGACAGCUCCAAAAGCAGGAUAUAGCCAAGGGGCAACUCAAUAUACCCAAGCCCAGCAAACACGACAAGUGACGGCUAUAAAACCUGCAACCCCAAGUCCAGCAACAACUACUUUUUCUAUAUAUCCAGUAUCUUCUACUGUGCAGCCAGUAGCAGCUGCAGCUACUGUUGUUCCAUCCUAUACUCAAAGUGCAACAUACAGUACAACAGGGGUUACUUACUCUGGUACUUCUUAUUCUGGCUAUGAAGCCGCAGUGUAUUCAGCUGCAUCAUCCUAUUACCAGCAGCAGCAGCAACAGAAACAGGCAGUGGCAGCUGCUGCUGCUGCUGCUGCAACAGCCGCUUGGACAGGGACCACCUUUACUAAAAAGGCACCAUUCCAAAAUAAGCAACUGAAACCAAAACAACCUCCCAAACCACCCCAGAUCCACUAUUGCGAUGUUUGUAAGAUCAGCUGUGCUGGACCACAGACUUAUAAAGAACACUUAGAAGGCCAGAAACACAAAAAGAAAGAAACAGCAUUAAAAGCUUCCCAGAACACCAAUAACGGCAGCACUUCUGCUCGUGGAACUCAGAAUCAGUUGCGCUGUGAGCUUUGUGAUGUGUCUUGUACAGGAGCAGAUGCAUAUGCUGCCCAUAUCCGAGGAGCCAAGCAUCAGAAAGUAGUAAAAUUGCACACAAAACUUGGCAAACCUAUUCCUUCAACUGAACCAAAUGUGGUUACCCAGGCUACUUCCUCAGCAUCCACAUCUGCUUCCAAACCAGCUGCCUCUGCUUCAAAUGUGGCAACUAGCAGCAGUACUGUGAACUCUGUUGCAUCCUCUGCAGUGAAAAUUCUUACUCCUGUGGGAAACACACUACUUAACAUGGCAUCCAACAACAAAACAUCUUCAAUCACUGCUAAUAUAGCUGUAAAGAAAAUAUCUACACCAAAAAUAAACUUUGUUGGUGGUAAUAAGCUUCAGACAACAGGAAGUAAACUGGAAGAAACAAAAUCAGCUGAAAGUGUUAAAACAACUCCUGUUGCCACAAUACAAACACAAGAAGUAAAACCAGACACAGCAACUGAACCAGUAACUCCUACAACUAUUGCUGCCUUGCAAAGUGAUGUCCAGCCUGUGGGCCAUGACUAUGUGGAAGAGGUAAGAAAUGAUGAAGGAAAGGUGAUCCGCUUUCACUGUAAACUUUGUGAAUGCAGUUUUAAUGAUCCUAAUGCCAAGGAGAUGCACUUAAAAGGGAGGCGACACAGACUUCAGUAUAAGAAAAAAGUAAACCCAGAUCUACAAGUAGAAGUAAAGCCCAGUAUUCGAGCAAGAAAAAUUCAAGAAGAAAAGAUGAGGAAACAGAUGCAGAAAGAAGAAUACUGGAGAAGGAGAGAAGAGGAAGAACGCUGGAGGAUGGAAAUGAGACGAUAUGAAGAAGACAUGUACUGGAGGAGAAUGGAGGAAGAGCAGUAUCACUGGGAUGAUCGUCGCAGAAUACCAGAUGGAGGAUAUCCUCAUGGUCCUCCAGGACCUCUCGGCCUGCUGGGAGUUAGACCAGGAAUGACUCCUCAGCCCCAAGGACCAGCUCCUCUACGCCGCCCUGACUCCUCUGAUGACCGCUAUGUGAUGACCAAACAUGCAACAAUAUAUCCAACAGAGGAGGAACUGCAGGCAGUCCAAAAAAUCGUUUCUAUUACUGAGCGUGCUUUGAAACUUGUUUCUGACAACAUGACUGAACAUGAAAAGAACAAGAGCAAAGAGGGAGAUGAUAAAAAAGACAGUAGUAAAGACAGAGCUUUGAAAGGAGUUUUACGGGUAGGCGUUUUGGCUAAAGGUUUGCUGCUCCGUGGAGACAAAAACGUCAAUCUUGUUUUGUUAUGUGCUGAGAAGCCUUCAAAGACUCUACUCAGCCAUAUUGUUGAAAGUCUUCCCAAACAACUCGCGGUAAUAAGUCCUGAGAAAUACGAUAUCAAGUGUGCAGUCCCAGAAGCAGCAAUAAUUUUAAAUUCAUGUGUGGAACCCAAAAUGCAAGUUACUAUCACACUGACAUCUCCAGUAAUUCGGGAGGAGAACAUGAGGGAUGGAGAUAUAACCUCGGGUAUGGUGAAAGAUCCACCGGACGUCUUGGACAGGCAAAAAUGCCUUGACGCUCUGGCUGCUCUACGCCACGCUAAGUGGUUCCAGGCUAGAGCUAAUGGUCUGCAGUCCUGUGUGAUUAUCAUACGUAUUCUUCGUGACCUCUGUCAGCGUGUUCCAACUUGGUCUGAUUUUCCAAGCUGGGCUAUGGAGUUGCUUGUGGAAAAAGCAAUCAGCAGCGCUACUGGACCACAGAGUCCUGGGGAUGCACUUAGAAGAGUUUUUGAGUGUAUAUCUUCAGGAAUCAUCCUUAAAGGUGGUCCUGGAAUUCUGGACCCUUGUGAAAAAGAUCCUUUUGAUACACUUGCUGUAAUGACAGAUCAGCAACGAGAGGAUAUUACUUCAAGUGCACAGUUUGCACUGAGACUCCUUGCAUUCCGUCAAAUUCACAAAGUUUUAGGAAUGGAUCCAUUACCACAGAUGAAUCAACGCUUCAACACCCAUAACAAUCGUAAAAGGAGAAGGGACAGUGAUGGGGUUGAUGGAUUUGAAGCAGAGGGAAAAAAAGACAAAAAAGAUUAUGAUAACUUUUAAAAAAGUUUGUCAUGUGGGCUAAGUUCGGAGGUGAUAGAAAGUUGAUUUGUUGCCUUACUUUUAUUCCAUUCAUAAUAGUGCCUGGUUAAAACAUCCAAAACCAACUUGAAAAUUAGAUUCAGAAAAGAACAACCUAGCUGUUCUGUGAGGUUCUGAACAUUUUAAAGGAUGCGCUGUAUCAGAAAAAUUAUGGAUGGAAAAACUACAAAUGGAAACUGUUAUUGAAAAAAAAUAGUUUGAGGUUUUUUCCCCUUAUUGCAUUUUCUUUAAAUGGGUUACUAAUUAUAGUAAGUUCUCUCAAUUUUUUUCCUGUUUCUAUUAACAAGUGCAUUAUCUUAUCUUGACUGUAUUUAAUACAGCAUUUGUGCUUCUGUUGCUAAAAUGUCAAAAUACAUAUAUUUAGAAGAUUUUUUUUGCUUACCCUUGACACUAGCUGUAUAAAUUACUUUGUGUUAAAUAAUGUAAUGCUAUAAUGUGAUAAAAAACACAGCAAUGAAAAUGAAGUAGCAGAGUCCCAUGCUGUAACAAAUGAGGAUAAGCCCAAGUGCAGCAGCCAUGGCUAUAGAAAUAAAGGAAAAAAAGCUGCUCACCCUUAGAAGGCCUCAGAUCAGCAGGGAUCCCCAGAGAAAUACCUUUGCCUCCACCACCAACCCUUAAAUGAGGUCUGGGAGGGGGUGGUUCCUGGCUCUACCCAUUCCAGUCACUCAGGUGCAUUGCUUACACCUGAGCUCCUUGGGGUCAGCCCUGCAUUCCCACCAGGUGCUCCAUCACUGUUUCAGGCUGUGACUUAGCAUUUCUGCUACAGAUAGUAUAAACUGUUCCCCUCCCAAGUAAUAUUUCACAGAAGGUUUUUUUCAUAAAGUGAAACUGCAGAAAUAUGUUUGUUUGUUUUUUUAAAUGUGAAGGAGUUUCAACACAAUUAUCCUGGCAUUCGAAAGAAUCAGAAUUACAUGUUUUUGCUAAUCUUGUGGCAUUUGUCUUCUUAGCAUGAUAUAAUGGUGUAAUUAAGACAAAUUUGUGUUAAUCUAAUCAAGUUUGCUGUUAGUUGUGCAUUAGCAGUAUAAAAGCUAAUAUAAUAAGUAUGGUCUUACAACGAUUUUGUAUGGUCUUACAAUGAUUUUAAAGCAGCUGCAUAAUUGAUCAAAGUUUUGCAUACUAUUUCUGUUUUUAAAUCUAUCAUUUUAGGUUAAAUGCAUAGUUCUUCAUCUGAUUGACUUUGUGACAUAGCAAGGCCAAAAAAUAACUUUCUGAAUUUCUUUUCACAACAUAUAAGCAGAAGUGGGCAUUUCCCAUUUGGAAAAAGUUAGCCAUUCUUUCCAAUCAACUUUGUCAAUAUUAUAUUAAUGCUUCAGCCCUUAAAAAAAAAAAAGUUUGCCAUAGCAGUCCCUGUGAGGUUAUUCCUUAUAGUUAUUCUUGUAUAAAACUUUUUUUUCAAUGAUUCAAAUUUUAAAAGUAUUACUAAGUGAAGGCUAUCAAAGAAAGAAAAAAAAAAAAGAAAAUUAUUUGAUGUGACCAUAGUGUAUGCUUAUGUCUCUUUCAAAAAGCUAAACAUAGCAGUGGUGUAAGUAAAGUUACAUCAUGUUGAUGUAUGCUUUACACAGGUGUGAUUUGUUUAUUACUAAAAUUUAUUGAACUACUAAAAUUCAUUAUAGACUGGAAACUGAAGUUUCACUUACUCUGUUUGAUGUCUAUUAAACUUUGUUACAAACAUAGACUAACAUUCCAGUAACUACACAGGUCACUCUGAAAGUAAUGCCUCCUUUUUAUUUCCAUGGAAACUAUAACAGAUACAAGGAGCACACUGCAUGAUAGAGUAAAUUCUCAGCUACAAAAGGCUAUUUUUCAAUACAGUCACCUCUAUUAGCUAUGCAUUUUUGCCAAUGAUGAACAAGAGCCUACAAGCUGCACUUGUAACAAUCUGCACCAGUGGAGGUAACUCACUUUUUCACAGCUGCUAUAACAUCAUUGCUGAAAUGCACCACCCACUGCCUCACUGUGCCAACAUCCAAAAUUUGGUCUCCAUAAACAUUCAUCAAGUGUUGAUGAAUGUCAAUGGAUGCCAUUUUUUCUGCAUGGAAGAAUUCAAUUACAAACAUUUCCUUCAUAUGCACUUCUAUGUCAGAUGCCAUUUUAUCAGACUGCCACUCUAAUGCCAUACCACCAACAUAAUAGAAUAGGAGGCAUUACUUUCAGAGUAGCCCUUGCACUUUGUUGAUGGCUGUAUGAGUAUCAGACACCAGAAAGAUCAUAGAAUCAUAGAAUAGUCUAGGUAGAAAAGGACCACAAUGAUCAUCCAGUUUCAACCCCCCUGCUACGUGCAGGGCAGCCAACCACUAGACCAGGCUGCCCAGAGCCACAUCCAGCCUGGCCUUGAAUGCCUCCAGGGAUGGGGCAUCCACAACCUCCUUGGGCAACCUGUUCCAGUGUGACACCACCUUCUCUGUGGAAAAACUUCCCCCUAAUAUCUAACUUAAACCUCCCCUGUCUCAGUUUAAAACCAUUCCCCUUUGUCCUAUCACUAUCCACCCUCAUAAACAGCCAUUCCCCCUCCUGUUUAUAUGCUCCCUUCAAGUACUGGAAGGCUGCAAUGAGGUCUCCCCGGAGCCUUCUCUUCUCCAAGCAAAACAAGCCCAGUUCCCUCAACCUUUCCUCAUAGGAGAGGUGCUCCAGCCCUCUGAUCAUCUUAGUGGCCCUCCUCUAGACCCUCUCCAAGAGCUCCACAUCCUUCCUGUACUGGGGGCCCCAGGCCUGGAUGCAGUACUGCAGAUGGGGCCUCACAAGAGCUGAGUAGAGAGGGACAAUCACCUCCCUCUCCCUGCAGGCCACCCCUUUCUUAAUGGAGCCCAGAACACAUUUGGCCUUCUGGGCUGCAAGCACACACUGCUGGCUCACGUCCAGCUUCUCGUCCACCAGGACCUCCAAGUUCUCCUCCACAGAGCUGCUCUCAAGAUCUUCCCCCAGUUUGUAUAAAUACCCGGGAUUUCCCUGACCCAAGUGGAACAUUUGUCAUUUCUUUUACCACUUAUUAAAUUAAAAAAAAAAAAAAAAACACCUUUUUGUUCCAGUUUGUGGUCAAAUUUAUCUUUGACCUUUUUAAUAAAAUGACUUGGAGUAGGAGGAUACUUUUGUCUUGUAACACUCACUGCUAACAGCAUGGGUCUGUGGAAUACAGACAAAAUAUUUUUAAAAAUAGAGGGAAUCUUAAAAAAAUUUAAUACAAUAUUCUUCAAGCAUCAGAGUGUAAUUUUAAAAGGAGUAAAGAAUAAUAAUUAGUGGUAGCAAAUAAAAGGAAAACUUUCCCAUGGUAAGAAAGAUUUCUUAAAUAAUUUCAGUAUUGGAAGAAUAAUAAUUAGCACAUGCUUUAAAAUUAAAUUAAAAAAAAAACUUACCCUUGUUUCUGUAGUCCAGCCUUGAGCUGUAGCUUCCAAGUAUGUGCCUGUUCUUGGUCUUUUUUUUGUUUUUUUUUUUGAAAAGGAUGUGUUGCUGCCAUAUUUAAUUACCCAUUUCUAUUUAUUUUGAAAGCUACAGGUGCUAUUCAUAUGGCUAAUUUAACUCCAUACCAAAGUUUCUUUCCUCAUAAAGCUAAAAACUAUUCAGUCAUGUGACCCUAGACUUUAAGAUUAAAAAAAAGUCAAAGAUGUAUUUUGGAUUUCCUGUAUUUUUGUUCCCCUUAUUUUUUUCCUCUUAGUUUCUGGAUCUUUUGAAACAUUGUAUACUUAAAAUGGUUCCAUAUUAAAUAUAAAGCUGUGACCAUG
This is a messenger RNA of Gallus gallus (chicken), 7147 nucleotides long. RefSeq names its product zinc finger RNA-binding protein-like. The record is from RefSeq and is a predicted model, not a curated record. The transcript has 21 exons. Gene Ontology annotation, molecular function: zinc ion binding; double-stranded RNA binding; single-stranded RNA binding. Lineage: Eukaryota; Metazoa; Chordata; Aves; Galliformes; Phasianidae. Gene Ontology annotation, cellular component: precatalytic spliceosome. The coding region runs from base 39 to 3392 and encodes 1117 amino acids.